AUGAAGACCCCAGCCCCUACCUACACUUGCAGCACCGUGCUCAUCCUGCUCAUGCUACUGGCUGCCCUCCAGGCCACCACUGCCCGAGAGAAUGACAUUGACAUCUACAGCCUCACUGUGGACUCCAAGGUCUCAUCCCGUUUUGCCCACACGGUUGUCACCAGCCGGGUGGUCAAUAGGGCCGAUACAGUCAAGGAGGCCAUCUUCCAGAUGGAGCUGCCCAAGAAAGCCUUCAUCACCAACUUUUCCAUGAUCAUCGAUGACGUGACCUACCCAGGGAACAUCAAGGAGAAGGCUGCAGCCCAGGAGCAGUACAGCAGGGCCGUGGCCAGGGGCCAGAGCGCGGGCCUGGUCAAGGCCACUGGCAGAAAGAUGGAGCAGUUCCACGUGUCGGUCAGCGUGGCCCCGGCUGCCAAGAUCACCUUCGAGCUGGUGUAUGAGGAGCUGCUCAAGCGGCAACUGGGGGUGUACGAGCUGCUGCUCAAAGUCCAGCCCCAGCAGCUGGUCAAGCACCUGCAGAUGGACAUUCACAUCUUUGAGCCGCAGGGCAUCAGCCUCCUGGAGACGGAGAGUACCUUCAUGACCAAAGAGCUGGCAAAUGCCCUCACCAUCUCACAGAACAAGACCAAGGCUCACAUCCGAUUCAAGCCAUCACUCACCCAGCAGCAAAAGUCUCCAGAGCAGCAGGACACGGUCCUGGAUGGCAACUUCAUCGUCCGCUAUGAUGUGAACCGGCCUGUCUCGGGGGGCUCCAUUCAGAUCGAGAAUGGCUACUUUGUGCACUACUUUGCCCCUGAGGGUCUGCCCACCAUGCCCAAGAAUGUGGUCUUCGUCAUUGACAAGAGCGGCUCCAUGAGUGGCAGAAAAAUCCAGCAGACCCGGGAGGCCCUGAUCAAGAUCCUGGACGACCUCCGCCCCAAUGACCAGUUCAACCUCGUCGUCUUCAGCAAGGAGGCAACUCAGUGGAAGCCAUCACUGGUGCCAGCCUCGGCCCAGAAUGUGAAAGAGGCCAAGAGCUAUGCUGCCAGCAUCCAGGCCUUGGGAGGGACCAACAUCAAUGAUGCGAUGAUGAUGGCCGUGAAGCUGCUGGACAGCAGCAACAAGGAGGAGCUGCUGCCUGCUGGGAGCGUCUCCCUUAUCAUCCUGCUCACUGACGGCGACCCCACCGAGGGGGAGACCAACCCUGCGAAGAUCCAGAAGAACGUGCGGGAAGCCAUAUAUGGCCAGUACAGCCUCUUUUGCCUGGGCUUCGGCUUUGAUGUCAGCUACGCCUUCCUGGAGAAGAUGGCACUGGACAACGGUGGCCUGGCUCGGCGCAUCUAUGAGGACUCGGACUCCGCCCUGCAGCUCCAGGACUUCUACCAGGAGGUGGCCAACCCAUUGCUGACUGGGGUGGCCUUCGAGUACCCUAGCAACGCUGUGGAGAAGGUCACACAGGAAAACUUCCGGCUCUUCUUCAAAGGCUCAGAGAUGGUGGUGGCCGGGAAGCUCCGGGACCAGAGCUCCGAUGUACUUUCGGCAAAAGUCAGCGGGCGGGUGCACAAGCAGAACUUCACCUUCCAAACGGAGUCCAAUGUGGCUGAGCAGGAGGAGGAGUUCCGGAGCCCCAAGUACAUCUUCCACAACUUCAUGGAGAGACUCUGGGCGUACCUGACCAUCCAGCAACUGCUGGAACAAAUUAUUUCUGCAUCAGACGCUGAGCGGCCAGCCCUCGAGAACAAAGCUCUGAGCCUGUCACUCAACUACAGCUUUGUCACACCUCUCACAUCUAUGGUGGUCACCAAACCUGAAGGCCAAGAACAGUCUCAAGUUGCUGAGAAGCCCAAGGAAGACGACUCCUAG
Molecule: messenger RNA, 1842 nt
Organism: Loxodonta africana (African savanna elephant)
Lineage: Eukaryota; Metazoa; Chordata; Mammalia; Proboscidea; Elephantidae
Gene: ITIH4
Product: inter-alpha-trypsin inhibitor heavy chain 4
Exons: 14
Coding region: 1-1842 (613 amino acids)
Source: RefSeq, a predicted model, not a curated record